Messenger RNA from Parnassius apollo (apollo), 276 nucleotides. NCBI's taxonomy places the organism in Eukaryota, Metazoa, Arthropoda, Insecta, Lepidoptera, Papilionidae. The record is from the annotation of a GenBank genome assembly.
AUGUUCCCAGUUGCGUUUCGCGAGAUACACGCCCAAAUUAUAAAACGUUGUUUUGGUUUGGUUGCAGAAGAAGAGGAGAUAACGACGGUGACAUCCAGCGUGAGGAGAAACUCCACCGAAAAAUCCGUUAGCAGCAGUACCACCAUCAAAAAUUCCACAGUGAUAGAGAGCAUGACGCGGCCGGCGCCUAAACCUGUUUCGCCAUUCGCCAAAUUCCGUCAGCUUGAAAAACAAAACACAAUCAACUCUCCCAACUGUAACUGUGGAUACGAAUAA